This is a messenger RNA of Vicia villosa (hairy vetch), 1258 nucleotides long. RefSeq names its product small ribosomal subunit protein uS2-like. The record is from RefSeq and is a predicted model, not a curated record. NCBI's taxonomy places the organism in Eukaryota, Viridiplantae, Streptophyta, Magnoliopsida, Fabales, Fabaceae. Gene Ontology annotation, molecular function: structural constituent of ribosome. Gene Ontology annotation, cellular component: ribosome; cytosolic small ribosomal subunit; 90S preribosome. Bases 160 to 1068 code for a protein of 302 amino acids. The transcript is spliced from 5 exons. Gene Ontology annotation, biological process: ribosomal small subunit assembly; cytoplasmic translation.
CGGGGGUGCAGAAGUAAAAUCUGAGGCGUCGAAAGUAAAAUCUUCCCAAACUCUCACAUUCCCUAGUUUCAAAACCCUACUCAACUCACCUCCCUCAGAUUUCACAACCGUUCAAGCGCCGCCGCACCGUAACUCGACCUUCCUCCGUCGACAGCAACCAUGGCGACAAACUCCGCCACCGCCCCGCCCCGUCAACUCUCCCAGAAAGAAUCCGACAUCCAGUUGAUGCUGGCAGCGGACGUCCAUCUCGGCACCAAAAACUGCGACUUCCAAAUGGAACGCUACAUCUUCAAGCGCCGCAACGACGGUAUUUAUAUUAUAAACCUUGGAAAGACAUGGGAGAAGCUUCAACUUGCUGCUAGGGUUAUUGUUGCAAUUGAGAACCCUCAGGAUAUUAUUGUUCAAUCUGCUAGACCUUAUGGACAGAGAGCUGUUCUCAAAUUUGCUCAGUAUACUGGUGCUCAUGCCAUCGCUGGAAGACACACUCCUGGAACUUUUACUAAUCAGCUUCAAACUUCGUUCAGUGAGCCUCGGCUUCUUAUCCUCACUGAUCCAAGAACUGAUCACCAGCCAAUUAAAGAAGCAGCUCUUGGGAAUAUUCCCACAAUUGCUUUCUGUGACACUGAUUCUCCUAUGCGAUAUGUUGACAUUGGAAUUCCUGCCAACAACAAAGGGAAGCAUAGCAUAGGUUGUCUCUUUUGGCUUUUGGCUAGGAUGGUGUUGCAGAUGCGUGGUACAAUUCGCCCCGGUCUAAAAUGGGAUGUCAUGGUUGAUCUAUUCUUCUACAGAGAACCAGAGGAGGCUAAGCAGGAAGAGGAGGAUGAAGUUCCUGCUCCAGAUUAUGCCAUUGCUGACUUUAAUGCAACUGCUAACCCCAUUGAUGGUCAGUGGCCUGCUGCAAUCGAUCAGUCUUGGUCUGAUGCUGUUCCACAACCUAUUCCAGCAGUUCCUGCUGUCAACUGGACAGCCCCAGAAGCUGUUGCAGGGGACUGGGGUGAAGCUGUUCCACCACCACAAGAAACAUCUGCUCCCGGAGUUGAAACUAUCCAAGCAACCGGCUGGGAAUAAUCUAGUGGUUUUUGAUAUUAUAUUAUGGCAAUUUACUUUUACCCCUUUCCUUCCAUCCAAGUGACAGUGAUCCAGUUUUUUGGUAGCUAAAGAGAUCUUUCUUUCUUAUUUGGUAUGAGUGGCAGAAAUGUUCAUUAGCACCUGGGAUAUUUCUAUAAUUUUUAUUGUUAAUGCAGUUAUAAAUUUAUAA